This is a messenger RNA of Durusdinium trenchii, 1322 nucleotides long. The record is from the annotation of a GenBank genome assembly. Lineage: Eukaryota; Dinophyceae; Suessiales; Symbiodiniaceae.
CUUGUACUUGCUUAUGAAAAAUCGGAUGCUUCAUCCGGCAUAAGCACCUGGAUUUGUGCCAUGUCGUGUCUUCCACCCGACAUCGAUUUGGAGCAAAGAGAGAAGGAGAUCCUUGCAAGAGCUGCUGAGAUUGACAGGAAGCGUGCGCAAGCUCUCUCCCAGGCCAAUUCUGCGAUUCAAGAAGCUGAGUCCGCCUCGCUUCAGCUGCGGAGGAGGGAGGUUGAAAACACAUUGCCGUUUGGGCAAGAGGAUGAGGUCUCAUCAGUGACAGCGCCACGUCAAGCAAUGCCGACGAAUUUGGCGAGUGGAGGAGACUCUGAGGCGCUACAUACAACCAUCCGCCUGCAGAAUGCCCGCAUGGUGCAGAUGCAAGAGGAGGUUGACCGCGCUUGCACUGAAGCAGCACAGAAAGACAAGGAGGUACAGCAACUGCGACAAGAUCUAAAGCAGGUCUUGGAAAGAGAGAAGCACUUGCAGAAGACGAAUGCUUCACUCGAGCAGACCCAGGAGAAGAUCAAGCAACAACUCGCUUCAACGACGUCAAAGCUUCAGGAUCUCGACCUAGAGCGGGCUGAUCUCCAGAAGGUGAAGGACCAAUUGGAAUUGAAAGUCAGAAAGGUCGAGGCCGAAAACAGCAGCAAGGAGGCUCGAGUGAACCGCUUGACAGAGGAAUGUGAGAAGCUGAAGGCAGCUGCCAAAGAUGCAAAUAUGCAGGAACGUGAUCGAGUUUGUUCCGACCGACGGGAGGUAGAUCGUUUGACCAAUGAGGUAAGAAAAUUGGAACGACAACGAACAGAGCUCGUCGGGGCCUUUAAGAAGCAAAUGAAGCUGAUUGAGGUGCUGAAGAGGCAACGUGCCCACAUGGAAGCAGCGCGGGUUUUGUCCUUCACAGAGGACGAGUUCAUCCGUAUUCUCGAGCUGGGGGACAAGCUUGGUGAACGCUGAAGAAGCUGUUGGUGGCUGAAAAAUCAGCUUGUAGCAGUAGGAAGCAGGCUGAAGGCGCAGCUUUAGCGGAAAGGUAUGAAUGAAAGUUCUUCUUUAGUGACAAUUGUCGAUGAAAAGACAGAGAUAGACAGAGCAUAAGUUUGCAUCCAGCUUGGAUCUGGUGAAUUCAAGAUGCCUCACUGAUGAUCACAGAAAGCUCUGUGACAUCAGAGUAGAUAAUUCAAAAAGCAUGCCUUCAAAAAGGAGAUAAUCAUGGUACCUUUUGCCAAGUUGCACGAAUCAUCACAUGAGGAAGAGUGGACAGUGACUGACUUCAUGAGCUUGCUCCUGUAUUCGCCAACGAGACUUGUUUGUUGCAGAUGUCAGACAAGAGACGC